AUGUCAUUCGAUUCAAAUUACCCACCAAAUAAUUCCACUCAUAGUUCCUCGCAUGGAUUGUUAACAAAACCUCAAUCAGCAACAGCUUUGCAGAAGGCAUCACAGAAAAUGAAUAAUUCAUUGAAGUCCCCUGAUGUGUUUGAUGAUCAAAAGAAAAGAAAAUAUCGUUCUUCAGCAACAGGCAGUUUAUCAUUGCAAAGCAAAGGAAGUAUCCAGAAUAGCAAGAAAAUCACUCGAAGGCCACAUUCAACUGAUGUCGUUAAAUCACCACAAGCAGUCAGUAGUGGUAGUAAUGGUAGAAAAAGUGAUCGCAUGACAUCAAUAACGCAGCGCCCUUCAAUUGUUUCAACAACUAAAUUACCUUCUAUAUCGUCUAACUCACAGUCAAUUAUAUUAUUUUGUAUGGAAAAUGCCCGAUCAGAUAUAGCAUUGAGAAUCGUUCAACGAAUGGCACAUAAGCGUGAUGAUUUCGCGCAAUUUUAUGCAAAUUUAAGCAAUGAACAGUCCAAUGAGUUGGUUAUGUCUGUAAAAAAAUUUCUUAAUGAUAUCGUACGAAAUAUGUCAAAUUCAGAAAAGAUCAGAGAAAUAUCAAAUAGAUAUGGCAUUGAGCAAGCACAUAAGCGCAGUUGGGGUUUCAAAGCUGAUUUCUUUGCUGUUUUAGCUGAUGCGCUAACAACCGAAUGUGUUUUUCUGGAUGGUGCCGCUCAUCAGCCAACGGAAACAAUCGAAGCUUGGGCGACGUUAGCUGAAUUAAUGUUUACAAAUGUACGUGAUGGCUAUUAUAUGGAGACUCGACAACUACGCCGCAGCUGGUACAAUUUUCAUAGGCAAUCAAAUCUGAGUAGUCAUUCGGAUCAAAGUCUCGAUGGCGAUUGGCUUCAACCGCUAUCCUCAUCAAAUCAUAUGUUCACCACAGUAUAA
Molecule: messenger RNA, 921 nt
Organism: Cercopithifilaria johnstoni
Lineage: Eukaryota; Metazoa; Nematoda; Chromadorea; Rhabditida; Onchocercidae
Source: the annotation of a GenBank genome assembly